AUUUAUUUUUAAUAGUUUAUCUCUAUUAUUAUUAGUUGUAUUCUCCCCAUAUUUAGAGGAUCCUUUCCAUUGUUAGGUCUCUUUUUCCCCUAUAUGUACAUCGGCCUAUGGCCUUGAAUUAUGAUCACAAAUCAAUAAACCUUCUCUCAAUAUUGCUUUCUUUAUGGUAUCAGAGCAGGUUAUACCUUGCUCUUGAUCGAUUAAGCAAUGGCGGGGGAAGAUACAAACAAAUCAAAGGAUGGGGAAGGGAACAAUGGAGCCAUUCCCCAUGAAUCCCCAUACUAUCUACAUCCAUCGGACCUACCCAAACAACUACACGUAAACGAGGUGCUGACCGACUACAAUUAUGCCGACUGGAAACAAGAGAUGAUGAACUUCUUGUUUGCCAAGAACAAAAUAGAGUUCGUUGACGGGUCGAUUAAGAAACCGGAGAAAACAUCCAAGGACUACAUGCCUUGGAUGCGUGUAGACGCGAUGAUUAAGGGAUGGUUAACGACGGCAAUGGAGAAGAACAUUCGUAACAGCGUAAAAUACGCAAGCACUGCUUCAGAAAUAUGGUCGGAUCUUGAUGAAAGAUUUGGAAAAGAAAGUGCCCCAAGGGCGUACGAAAUAAAACAGAAGAUUGCCGGGACUCGUCAAGCGGGAAGCUCCGUCUCUGCCUACUUCACGCAACUCCGCUCAUUAUGGGAUGAAGCCCAAUCUGUGCAGCCCUUUCCGCAAUGCUCGUGUGACAAGUGCGAGUGUGAAAUUAGAAAGAAGAUCUUCGAGCAUCAAGAGAGAGAACAUUUAUACGAGUUCCUCAUGGGGUUAGAUGCUGAGUUCACAGUCAUUCGGACUCAGAUUCUGGCCACCAAACCAAUCCCAUCCCUCACAACUGCCUACCACAUGGUCCAUGAAGACGAGAAGCAAAGGGCCGUGUCUAACGAAAACAAAAGCAAUGUUGAAUCCGCUGCGUUUAAGGCUUUUCAGAAAAGGGAGAGUGGCCACGGUAAAGAGAAAGGUGGAACAAAGGGAUCAAGAGAUGGAACCGAACACUGUACCUUUUGCAAUAGAGACGAGCAUAAAAAGGAGGGAUGUUUUAAAUUGGUCGGGUACCCAGAUUGGUGGCCCGGGAAGAAGGGAGAAAAGGCGAGAGGAAAGGCGGCCUGUGUAGAAACCGAAUCCAGCCCCAUACCCGGUUUAACGCAGGAACACUAUCAAACUCUCGUUAAGCACUUAUCCGGAUCCGGUAAUAUCGAAACCAUUAAACCCCUUGCUAAUAUGGCUUGUAAAACCAAUGAUGAAGGGUUUGCAGAGGAGGAACUUGAUUGGUGCGGGUAGGUGUGAAGGGGGACUAUACCGAAUGAAGAUGGUGCAAGAGAAGAAAGCGUUGGCAACUACCAUUGGGACAUGGCAUAAGAGACUUGGGCAUGCCUCGAAAGGAAAACUAGCUAAAGUUGAUUUUCUUAGCACUUUUACUUCAGAACUUGGUAAUUUUUGUGAUUCUUGUGCCAUGGCCAAGUUUGCCAGAACACCUUUUCCGUCUAGUUUUAUUAAAACUGUUGAGCCCUUUCAAUUGAUU
This is a messenger RNA of Helianthus annuus (common sunflower), 1561 nucleotides long. RefSeq lists its product as uncharacterized. The transcript is spliced from 2 exons. Bases 208 to 1320 code for a protein of 370 amino acids. The record is from RefSeq and is a predicted model, not a curated record. Lineage: Eukaryota; Viridiplantae; Streptophyta; Magnoliopsida; Asterales; Asteraceae.